AUGGCAGUGUCGGAUGCAAGGAGAAACUGUACCCCCAGAUCUCUUUUCUCAGGAAGGACCCCACAGCACUAUUACCCUCACCAAGAUUUGGCCUAUACUCCUCAGCCAUACUCGGUCAUGAAUGCUCAGCCUUAUGUCCGGCCACAACAACAAGCCAACAGAAAUCAAGCUCCAUUUCCUAGAAACCAACCUCCUUACCAAAACCACUCCAACCCCCGUCCUCCACAAAAUAAUUUCCGCCCUCAUGAACCGCCCAAGAGACCAAAUUUCACACCAAUUGGCGAAACCUACUCCAGCCUGUUACCAAAGCUUGUUCAAAUGGGUCUGCUACAGCCGAUUCCUCAAACCAGACAAAACCCAGCGUCACCCACUUACAGAGCCGGUGCCCGAUGCGCCUAUCACUCAGGGGCAAAAGGGCAUGACACGGAUAAUUGUUGGACUCUGAAGAGAACCGUGGAGAACUUGAUAGAACAAAGGAAGAUAGUGUUAAGGGAUGAAGAGGUUCCCAAUAUGACCAACAACCCACUUCCAGCCCACAACAACGGGCCGAAACCAAAAGUUGCCUCGAAGCAAGAUAAAAGGGAGAAAAAGAAAGAAACUACCCCUCCAAAGUCAGAGAAGAACAUGGAAGUUGAGACCGGGGCAACGCCUCUCAAAGAUGUUGUUCUUUAUGUCCCUCAAGGCAGUAAAGAAAAGCAGAUGACAUUGAGUCCUCCCAGGAGAUUCGAGCUGAACAAAAUAACCCAGAUGUAUGUGCCCAAGGGUGUUUAUGUGAUGCGGGGGCCAAUUAAACCAUCAAGGCUGAAUGAGCCCGUGGUUAUUGGACGCGCGCCACAGAAGCCCAUGAAAGAUCCUACUGUUGUGCCCCGGAACUACAACAAAACGGUGGUGACCUAUAAAGGCGAAGAAAUCCCAGGAAAAGUUCAAGAAAAUAAUCCUGUUAAAAAGUAUUCCAAUUUGGAAGAGGUAAGCAACGCUACUAGAAAGCGCUUCCCACUUAAGAAGCCUGUGAGUGCCGAAGAAGUGGAGGUUUUCUUCCAAAACAUGAAAAUGGCAGAUUAUGAGGUGAUUGACCAGCUUCGAAAAUUUCCCGAACAAGUCUCCCUGUUGGCUUUGUUGAUGAAUUCCGCCGAACAUCAGAAAGUAUUGAUCAAGACCCUUAACGAAGCAUAUGUGCAUGUUGACAUUUCUGUAGAGCAGUUGGAGAGAAUGGCGGAAAGAUUUUUCGCAAUCAACCAGAUCACUUUCAGCAAAACUGAUUUACCCUCAGAAGGGGCCGCACAUAACAAAGCCUUGCACCUAAUAGUCAAAUGCGAAGGGCACUACGUGAAAAGGGUGAUGUUGGACGGAGGCUCUGGAGUACACAUUUGCCCACUUUCAACUUUACAGCGCAUGGAAAUUGAGACCGAAAUAAUCCAACCCAACAAUGUCUGUGUACGUGCCUUCGAUGGCAUCAAAAGGGACACAAUUGGAGAAAUCGAUCUAAUCCUGACCAUCGGCCCAGUAGACUUUGAAGUAACCUUCCAGGUUCUAGACAUGGACACAUCUUACAACUUUUUUUGGGGAGACCAUGGAUUUAUGCAGCAGGGGUUGUACCCUCCACUCUUCAUCAGAUGGUGA
Molecule: messenger RNA, 1620 nt
Organism: Nicotiana tabacum (common tobacco)
Lineage: Eukaryota; Viridiplantae; Streptophyta; Magnoliopsida; Solanales; Solanaceae
Source: RefSeq, a predicted model, not a curated record